Paraphaeosphaeria sporulosa is the source of this 915-nucleotide messenger RNA. Its product is annotated as alpha/beta-hydrolase. Gene Ontology annotation, cellular component: extracellular region. The transcript is spliced from 2 exons. Lineage: Eukaryota; Fungi; Ascomycota; Dothideomycetes; Pleosporales; Didymosphaeriaceae. The record is from RefSeq and is a predicted model, not a curated record. Gene Ontology annotation, molecular function: hydrolase activity. Bases 1 to 915 code for a protein of 304 amino acids.
AUGUCGCUGCUGGCAGCUGUUGCGCUCGCGCAACAACUGUCCUCAAACCUCACCCAAGUCGUAGACUUCGGCCCGAAUCCCAGGAACGUGUCAUUCUACAUCUAUGUCCCUGAGAAUCUCCAAUCGAAGCCUCCGAUUCUUGUUGCGCCUCACUGGUGCCACGGAACUGCCCAGCAAGUGUUCGAAUACCGGUCAUGGGCGGCCGCCGGCGAUAAGUACGGCUUCAUCACUAUAUAUCCAAAUACUUCGAACGUGGUGGACCAAUGCUGGGACGUGAGCAGCAACGCUACUUUGACGCACAACGGCGGAGGUGACUCGCUAGGAAUUGUGAGCAUGGUGAAAUGGGCGUUGAAGAAGUAUGGUGGCGACAAGGACCGUGUUUUCGUUUCUGGAACGAGCUCAGGCGCCAUGAUGACGAACGUGCUCGUGGGCGCCUACCCAGAUGUCUUCGCUGCUGGAAGCGCUUGGGCUGGAGUCCCAUUCGGUUGUUUCGCUGGCGACGGCUUCGACGUAUGGUCCGACGCCUGUGCGACGGGCAAGAUCAUCAAGACCGGAGCUGAAUGGGCAACACUGGUGAAGAGAGCAUACCCUGGCUACACUGGAUUCCGACCCAAAUUACAGGUACUCCAUGGAACCGUCGAUACGGUCUUGUACCCGCAAAACUUCGAAGAGGAGAUCAAGCAGUGGACAAGUGUGUUCGGAUACAGCCCGACGCGUAAUGAAACUACGCCAAACACACCGCUUGAAGGAUGGACUAGGUAUCGCUACGGGCCGAAAUUUGAAGCGUACUCAGCGGCAGGAAUAGACCAUAAUAUUCCAAACCAAGACGACUUGGUUCUGGAAUACUUUGACUUGAAAUGCAACGGCACGAAGAGGGAAAAGUGCUAUUCCAGAGCCUCAGGUCAUCGGGCGUAG